AUGAGGGACGCGGCGGACAAGGCGGUGGAGCUGGCGUCGGCGGGGGUGCAGAGGUGCCAGGAGGCGGGGGACAAGCGGGAGGAGGUCUGCGCGCUGGUGACGCUGGCGCACGCGCGCACGUGCGCGGGGGACGCCGGCCAGGCGACCGCGGCGUACGACGAGGCGCUGGCGCUCUGCCAGGAGCUCGAGGACGGGAGCUGGGCGGCGCUGGUGCGGCUGACGCUGGCCCAGGCGCUGCUGGCGGCCGGCGACGCGGCGGGCGCGGAGCAGACCUUGCAGGAGGCCGAGGCGUGGUUCGCCCAGGACGGCGACAGCCUCCACGAGGCCGUGGCGGUGACCCUGAUGUCCAGCCUGCUGCUGGAGAGGGGCGACUACGACAGGGCCAGGCAGGCGGCGGAGCGCGGGCAGGAGCUCUUCCGCGAGGAGCACGACACGGCGCAGGAGCUGGUGGCGCAGCUCCAGGCCGCCGCCUGCAGCUUCCUGAAGGGAGACAUGGCGGGCGCGCUGGCGGAGAUCGAGGACGUCGUGGAGGCCAGCAGGGAGGUGGGUUUCGGGAGGGGCGAGAUCGCCGCCCUGAGCCUCGCGAUCGACGUCCACAGGGCCUCUGGCGACGCCGACAGGGCGCUGCAAGCCGCGAGGGACAUGCGCAAGGCCGCCCAGGAGGCCGGCAGCCGCAAGCUGGAGACCAACGCGCUCUACCACAUCGCGCGCCUCCACAUUGACAGGGGCCAGGGCGAGGCCAAGCUGGCCGCCAAG
This is a messenger RNA of Prorocentrum cordatum, 756 nucleotides long. NCBI's taxonomy places the organism in Eukaryota, Dinophyceae, Prorocentrales, Prorocentraceae. The record is from the annotation of a GenBank genome assembly.